Molecule: messenger RNA, 799 nt
Organism: Phymastichus coffea
Lineage: Eukaryota; Metazoa; Arthropoda; Insecta; Hymenoptera; Eulophidae
Exons: 3
Coding region: 144-719 (191 amino acids)
Source: RefSeq, a predicted model, not a curated record
GACUACCGAAACACUUUUGACAUUGAUUUGACUUGCUUUGUUUGCAAUAAUUAAUUAACUGAGAACGUUAUCAACGUUUUAAUUGAAGUACUUUACCACAAAUCAAUUAACUGAGAUUAACAUCGAUCAGUAAAGCAAGCAAAAUGGAGGAAAAACCAAAUAGACGGGAAAUCUUAGAAAAAUCUGUAGAAUCAAAAAAAAAGAAAUGGACUGAAACUGAAAAGAAAACGUUACUCAAAGGACUUCAAGCUUAUGGACCAGAUGAUAUUUGUAAAUUGAAACAGAUAUUGCCAAAUAAAUCCUCGCUUGCUAUUCAACAAAUGAUUGAGAAAUACAGAGCUAUGGCUGAUUUAGGAAAGAAAGAUAUAAAUUCUCCAUUAGAUAUAUGGUUACGCAGUGGAUUGUUUAACAAAGAACAUCAAUUAGUUCCUGAAGCACUGUUAUUCAUCAGCUUGUUUGAAGAUCAUCCUCCUCCAGAAGAGACUGCAGGUUUCGAUCUCAAGCAAGCAUAUAACCUUUUGUAUGAAGCAACAAAAGGACAAAUAACUUCCAGUAUAUCUAGAAAAACAGGAGAAAUGUUUAGGGAUUUAAUAUUAACCUUGGAUAAAGAAAUUUGGCCUUCAAAUGAAUCUGAAACAACUGACUAUUUGGUGACUAAGUUAACCAGUGGUGAAGCAGAAAGAACAUACAGGAGAAAACGAAGACAUGAAAAUAGUUAAUUAUUUUAUAAAUAUCAAAACUUUUGUACAGAUGAUUUUUUUGAGAACCAAUUAAUAAAUAUACAAUAUUUUGUUAUAAA